AUGUCGUUACCGAGGGAGCUUGUCUCCAUCCUGGAGCCUUUGUUGGCUUACCGGGUUGGGGACUACUCCCUCAAGACUUCCUAUAAGUCACAAUCGUCCACGCUCUCCAUCACCUUUGACCUCGGUCAAAGGAAGAGGCCCCUGGUCAAACCCCCGGCCAAGACCAAGCCUCAGAUGGCCCGCACCCCGGCCCCUGACCCUCCUGCACCCCGCCCGGCGCAGAAGAAGAGGCCCACACGGGAAAAGAAGACCCUUCCUCCAGUCCUGGACAUGGAGAUAGAGGCCUCCCUUCCCACCACCCCGCCUCCCUCGGCAGCUGCGUUGGAACUCGCUCCACUCGAAUCCAGAGGGGAAGAGCCCUUCCGUUCGCCCGAGGGCACCGGACACGGGAGAAAGAAGAGGAAGAGGGGAGAAAUCCCAUCUCCCGAACCAGCCUCCCGACCACCCACCACCACUGCGUCCACGGAUUGCCAGACCUUGCCGCCCUCCCUGAGCGACAGCUGCAUCCAGACCAGUCCACCAGAGCCCCCCUCCCUUAGCCACGGCCAGACCCAGACCACCCCGGUCCAGGUCGAGGAUAAGACCCUCAGAACCCAGCUUCUGGAGGAAGCUCACAACGUCAUUCGGUAUUACAAGGCUCCCAACACGCCCAAUACAACCCACCUCCACCGGCACAACAGAGCUGAUGCCCUCAUCCGACACCUCCGGAGCCCCCUUCAAGCUGACGCAGCUGCUGGGAACAGAGGCUUUCGAGCACGAGAUCUACAGCUACCAAGAUCUCUCCCACUUCUUCUUGGACUGCGACGUCAGGGCCAACAAGCACUUCGUCGCUCACUGCGCCGCCCUCCUCACCAAGAACCUCGUCAAGACGCCCAACCCCAAGGAUGA
Haliotis rufescens (red abalone) is the source of this 888-nucleotide messenger RNA. Its product is annotated as proteoglycan 4-like. The record is from RefSeq and is a predicted model, not a curated record. The coding region runs from base 1 to 888 and encodes 295 amino acids. Lineage: Eukaryota; Metazoa; Mollusca; Gastropoda; Lepetellida; Haliotidae. The transcript has a single exon.